Messenger RNA from Struthio camelus australis, 8541 nucleotides. It is a transcript of the gene BMP10, whose product is annotated as bone morphogenetic protein 10. Gene Ontology annotation, biological process: BMP signaling pathway. The record is from RefSeq and is a predicted model, not a curated record. Gene Ontology annotation, molecular function: cytokine activity; growth factor activity. NCBI's taxonomy places the organism in Eukaryota, Metazoa, Chordata, Aves, Struthioniformes, Struthionidae. Gene Ontology annotation, cellular component: extracellular region.
UCAAGACAAGAGCUUCCAAACUUGUCAUCUCUCUGUGACACAAGCCGCGUACAACCCAGGGGAUAAAACCGCCACUUAGCCCACAUGAGAGCUAAAGCCUGUUGAGCGUGGUUGGAGGCUAGAGCGAAGUCAUGGAUUCUGUAGCUCUUCAGCUGUGGGCUCUCCUCUCUCUCUUGGUUCACCUUGCCUCUUGCAGUCCCAUCCUGAGCUUGGAGCACUCUUCCUUGGAGGAAGACGUGCCACUUUUCGACGAGGUCCUCUCCGAGCAGGAUGGUGUUGAUUUCAACACACUGCUUCAGAAUAUGAAAAAUGAGUUCCUGAAGACAUUGAACCUCUCUGACAUUCCCCUGCACGAAACGGCCAAGGUGGACCCACCAGAGUACAUGCUAGAGCUGUACAACAAGUUUGCCACCGAUAGGACGUCUAUGCCAUCUGCAAAUAUUAUUAGGAGCUUCAAAAAUGAAGACUUGGCUUCCCACCCGAUUGGUGUUGUAGGAAUUCGGAAAUACCCCCUUCUAUUCAAUGUAUCCAUCCCUCACCAUGAAGAAAUCACCAUGGCGGAGCUGAGGCUCUACACUUUGGUGGAGCAGGACCGAAUGCUCUAUGAUGGGCUUGACCGGAAGGUCACCAUUUUUGAAGUGCUGGAAAAUGACCACAUGGGUGUAGGAGAAGGGAGAAAGACAGUGGCGCUGGCAUCUAGGCAGAUCUAUGGCAAAAACAGCGAGUGGGAGACCUUCGAGGUCACCGAAGCCAUCAGGCGCUGGCGAAGGGCUGGCCUAACCACACACCGGCUGGAAGUUCAUAUAGAGAGCAAGGAAGGGGAGGAGCAGAACGGAGAGGGGAAACUCGAUAUCGACAUCAACUCUGAGGCCAAGCAUGUGCCCUUGUUGAUUGUGUUCUCCGAUGACCAAAGCAAUGACAAGAAAGAGGAGAAGCAAGAACUGAAUGAAAUGAUAGACCACGAGCAGCUCCUGGACUUGGAGAACCUGGAGGUCGGCAACUUCCACAACCGGCCUGGCGAGGAGGCACUGCUCCAGAUGCGCUCCAACAUCAUUUACGACUCUACUGCCCGGAUCCGGAGGAACGCAAAAGGCAACUACUGCAAAAAGACUCCGCUCUACAUAGAUUUCAAGGAGAUUGGCUGGGAUUCCUGGAUCAUCGCCCCAGCGGGAUACGAAGCCUACGAGUGCCACGGAGUGUGCGCCUACCCCUUAACGGAGCAUGUCACACCAACGAAACAUGCCAUUGUCCAGACUUUGGUUCACCUGAAGAAUCCCCAGAAAGCCUCUAAGGCCUGCUGCGUGCCCACCAAGCUCGAUCCCAUCUCUAUUCUCUACUUAGAUGCAGGGGUUGUCACCUACAAGUUCAAAUAUGAGGGCAUGGUGGUAUCAGAGUGUGGCUGCAGAUAGUAGGAGGGAACGCAUGCACGGGGGAGUGCACAGGGAAAGUAUUUAACGAUUCAGUUUGUAAAUUUGUACAUUUUGGAUUUCCUAUUUAAUAAGGUUAUUUAAUGAGGCAUGUACAGAUAAUUGUAUGUUUCCUGUCACGGGGAAUGGGCAAGUCAUAUGACUGUAGGGAAUGUAUAUUUUGUUCCAUUGCUUGCUUCUUGCUAUUCUUUCCUGUCCAAAUUAUGACUGAGUCUCUCCUCAUAUCAGGGCACAGGCCAGAUCACUGGAUUGUUUUGGGGGGCUCUUCAUGCCAAAAAGGGGCAGAUUCAAAUUCAUAGAAAUAAAGCCACAUAUUUUUGUACUUUUUAAAUGUUGAUUGGCAUCUAUUUCCAGAGCUAUCAAAGCUAGGUGAGUUAUGGGUGAUGCAUACCUAGAUUGUUUAGCUGUUGUGUAACAUCUCUCCAAAUCUUUACAUGCCCAGAUGCCUUUGAAAAAUGAUCUCUGUAGAUCUUAAGUCCUGAUAAGUCUCAGGCUCCUAAAUCACAGAGGUAUAACACAUUGUUAGUUUUUUUUUUUUUAUUUUGUCCUUUCUUUAGUCUUUCCCAAACUUGGUUAAAGGUAAAAGGCAUCUUGUCAGGGAUGGUUUGGCAUCCAGAGGAUAGAAGAGAUCUAUUUCCCUUCCUGUCUUUCUUAGUAAAGCAAUGGGCCCAGGAGCGAUGCCAGGCUUGUGCAGUGCUCUGACAGGCAGUGGCAAGAAAAGCUCUUUGGGCACGUUUAUCGCAAAAGCACCCUACGUAAAACAGCGCUGGCUUUGUCACGUUAGCCAUGUGGCGUUUCUCACGGCCCAGAGCUUUAGGUGGUAUACAUCGGUGCAUUAACUCUCUUCAGUCCUUGAAACUGUGCCGGUUUGUACCAGCUAAGAAACUUGUUCCCCCAGCCAGUCCAGUAAGUUACAUACAAUACAUCUGUGUAAUCCAGCUCAAACUGCAAAGUAAUAUUGCAUGUAGUCUGCACAGAGCUAGAUAGAAAAGGAAACCCCUUCAUGCCAGCUAGAUAGAAAGGAUCUUUCCUUUAUGCAUGUGCUCAAGUUGUCAAUUCAUAAAGAUAUUGCCCCCCCAAACUAUAUAUGAUGGAGUCACAUGCCAUGUUUCCGCCACUCUUCUGCAACAAACCAUGGUGAUAAGAAGGUGUCAGAGCUGAGAAACAAUAGACCCGUCACUUUAUUUAUACUAAGCUGCAAAUUUGUCAGAUUCUUGGGAAAGUGUAAGUGAUGUUGACUCUUUUAGCCUGUAGCAGAGCCUACUGUACUGUCCCUGCAUCUGUUUUACACUUUUAAGGGAAAGUUAUCUUCACUGCAAGUGCUAAGGGUCUUUGAAAGAAUCCCUCUAGCACUUCAGGGGAAUGAACACAAAAGACUUUAUCAAGCACUAACUAAAACCAGUUUCACCUAUUUUUCACACAUAUUCUUCUGUGCUUCCCAUAAUUUAUUGAUCUAUUUAUUGACUGCCUGCCUUUGUAAUAUAAUGUAGAAUACAGAAUGUUUUAUUUUUGUGCUUGUAUGUAAUCCCACUUGGAUAAAACCUUGCACCAAUCCUAUUUUACACGGAAUCUCUCUGUCGAAUUGUGCUGCACAGAGAUUGGGUUGUUGAUUUCUUUUUCCAUGCUAGAUGUUUGCAAAUACCAUAUAUAUCACAGUUAUCUCUCUUGCUUACAGCCUGUUCACCGUAGUGAUUUAAAUAGCAUUCUAGAACACAUACGGUCUUGUCCAAUAUUUAACUACUCUUGCGGGGUUAUUAUUUCUUUAAGUGGUCAGGUUGUGUAGUUUAUUGUAGAGUUAUGCAGUCUCCACUCGGGCUGUGUGUUUCCAGAUAGCGGGCUGCACCACGGGACUAUAUUGCUUUAUGCCUGCUAAGGAUCUUGCCCGCGAGUGGCUGACACUGCUCACAGACCUUUCCCCUGAGCUACACUGAAAUCGUAGUCUGUGAUUAAUGGCAGGUUAAAAGAAUUCAUAAGAGGUGUGAUAUUUUGCUCUGCUGACAUGAACUGCUGUAGCCAACGGUUGAAGUGUCACCACAUAGAUCCUUUCAAACUAUCCACUCUUCUUAUGAAGCUAUUUGCCAAGACAAACCAUUCACCUUGUUAGGAGUGAUAAUCCAGCAUUAGGGAGAUAAUCUACCAUUUGCUUUUAUCAUCUCUUUUCUGCGACUGUUCUCGUCACAGUGAUCUGACCGGUGUGUUUUUGCACCACGGUCCUUUAUACGCUAUAUUAUGGAACUAUGCCAAUGUGUGUAGAGAUGUCAUUUUAUCAGUGAGUAAAACCGCAUCUAAGAAUUUUUACAAGAUCAGUAAAAAUUGCAAUGAAACCAAUUUGAGAUUAGGGGCCAGCCAGUCUUUUUGAUAUUAGUAACUUGUCUUUAUAUUGAAACAUGGACUGUGCUGCUAAUUGAAGAGAAUCUCAGACAGAAUUUGUGAUGAAAACCAGUAAAACGGAAGAUGUAUCCUGUGUGCUAUUUUGGGAGAAAUUUGAGCAUCUUGUGACUCCCACAGCUGCAACUAUGUUGUUCAUCAUCUGAGAUCAGAGCUAUUCAGAGUAUUAUUUCAUUUUAUCAAUGAUUGCCUCUCAGAAUUGCCUGCUUUAUUGGCAAAACCUUACCUUACCAUUGAAAAUAACUAGACAAAGACAUCUGCUGGGUGUUCCUGCAGCCAGACAGCAGAAAUCAGGCAAAAUAACACAGGAAAAUGGGGACAGUUAUUUUAUCACACUAUUUCCUUAAAUAACAAAUUAAGGCUGUUACUGCAAACUCAAAUGUACUUGCUUUUAAACAUGUAUGUGGUCCUCUCCAUAUAGCUAUGACACUCACAAAUAGUAUGGUAAGUGCAUGACAAGAGCCAGUACUGCAAAUCCACAAGUGUCAGUAAUGUCAGCAGAAAGUCCCUCAAAAAUAUCCCAGUGCAUAUUUUCUUUUUCCUUCUUUCUUUCUUUCUUGCUUUCCUCCUUCCUUCCAUCUACCCACUCAUCCAUCCAUGCAUCUAUAUUAGUACUUUGGCUUCCUCUGUUUCUUAAACAAUUUAUUUUUCUCAUUAAAUAGUAGUGUGCCUUGAUUUUCUUUUCAUUUCUGAUCUAUUUUAUGUCAACCUGCUAGCAGAGUCCUGACUUAAAUUUUAAUAACAAAAAUCAAAUUUUAAAAGGUUUUGUAAAAAUAUGACUUCAGUAUGGAAAUAUCUAUCCAGCCAGCCAGACAGUCAUCCUUCCCUACAUUAUUGCAUGCAACUAAAGGAAGCAGCAACCCUUUCUCACAGAAAUCAUCAACAUCAGUUGGAUUUUCACUUUCAUCAGUUUAUAAUUUAAUACAUACGGGCAACCGUAAGCAGAUGUGAAGCUUUUUUUGUGCUGGAUGCUGUAAAAAAUGCCGGGAAGUGCUUAUGGCCCAAAUAGACAGGACAGACAAAGGGUAGGAGCCGAAAAAAUGAAUUAAAGAGAGGAAGAGCAUGGAUAACAUAUCAGCGAGGGAGUUAAGGAUAGAGUUUUGAUCUUGGAUUGCUGCUCUUAAGUCAACACACAAUGUCUACAGAAGAGCACGAGCUUCAAGACAUCUUACUCGUCCCUUGGCCUGUGAAGAAGUCAGCUCUGUCUCCUAUGCAAACACUCAGCACCCACGCCAGAUUCCCCUAAGCACUGGGAAGCCUGAUGUUGCCUUAAAUGAUCCAUAUCUCUUAGUUAUCCACACGUGGACUAAAACUUGCUCAAGGAGCAGAUUUUUCCCCAAAGCUUCCUUGCACUAUCCCUUUCUUGGGCGCAGUCCCUGGAGCCCAGGCUCACUCCACCUGCUGUGCUUCCCCUAGCUGAUUGAGAAUGCAGAUUCCUGGCUGCUUGAGCAUUAAAGCUCAACAGCUCAGCAAUGACUUUUUCUGGCACCGCUGCCCCAGCCCUGCCAGCCCCCUCGCUCUGGGCAGACGGGCCGCUUGGGACAGUUAGCUGAGCCUGGGCAGGACAGGCAGAGCCCCGUGCCGUCCUGGCACUGCCCUUCCUACAUGGUUCAGAGAGCGAAGCCAACUGAAAACUCCAGCAGUCUAGAAAUAUCAAAAGGUCCUACAAUUUUGAGCAGCAUCAGGCAUUUUGGUGCCUAGCUCACCUACAGCACAAUGAAAGAGGCUCUAUUAAGUAUCUUCUGCGCAAAACACGGAGCCAAACCCUAGCUAAAUCCAUCAUUUAUGAAAAAAAAGAGAUUUCCUGGCACUUGAACAGCUGCUUCAAGCAUUUGAAAAACUACAGCCCAGUGUUAAUUUAAACUUCCUUAUAACCCUGUUCAACAUUUGGAGAGCAAACACUGUUAAUAGGAUGGGAACUGUGGUGGUGGUGGUUUGCUUACUAUAUUGAGAAACAAAGCCAGAACAAAACUAGCUUGAGAUAGAGGUUUUGUUUACAUUGCUGACCCAUCUGUCUUCAUUAAUGCACUAUUUACAGGAAAAGUUAAAAAAUUAGCUUCUGCUCCUUCUUCAAUUGCAACAGCAACAAAUAAAGGCUGAAUGGUUCGUUUGCCCUCAACUAAAAAUGGACAUUCUUAUCAAAACCCCUUGGAAGAAGUUGUUUAUUAUGUGAAGCAUAUUACUGUUGAGUCCUAGCGCUGGACCCAGGCAUUUUGGCCAGAGCCGUGUAUUUCUAGCACAAGCGAUGUCGGGAGCAAAGGGAGAUCAGGGAAGUGCCUACAUCUGAAACAACGGCACCCUACGUGCUGGCUGCAGAAAGCAGAAACCACCAAUAACACUUGGCCCUUGUCUUGGCCUAAACCCCUGCCUCUAAGUCUAAGGGAGAAAUAAUGUUGUUUUUUUUCUUUUAUUAACCUGCACAGGGUAACAGGGUGUGAUUCCCCUGGGUAUUGAGAGGGGACACAUCCAAGGCUAAGCGAGGAGAGGUGGCGUGGGGCGAUACCCCUUUCUCUUACCUGCAAGUCAAGGGACCACACACACGUGCUUCAAUUUCUAGCAUUCAGACGCCUACAUGAGGACAGAUGACUGCCACCCUAGAUAUACCCAUCCCAAGUUUUCAGCCAAAAUGAGGCAGGUUCACAAAAACCUGCUAGCAAGCCAGUUUAACUUGACAGGGAAAAACAGCCAGAUAUGGUCAUACCUUUAGCUGGCAAAGCUGUAACCCAAAGAGGCUCUGAAUUUAUGGCCUACCACCACUGUACUUGCUUAUACCUGGCCUGUUUCGUUCUGAGCUCCCCACAGCCCUGCACUGUGCUCCGCAGAUACGCCGCUAAUAGGUGUAAAAUCCUACUGAAAAUAAAACCAUCUGCAGCUGUUCUUCAGCCCACGCAAGAGUAGGUUGCAAACUCAUUGGAAUAGAGACAUCCAUGAAAAAAGAAACCCUCAAACCUCUCAGUCUAUAAACCAGAAAGUCCAUAAUUUCAAAAGCAGCCAGGUAUUUCUGAGUUAACAGCCCAUGUGCACAUCCCAAUCCGGGGUUAGGUUUUCAAAUGAACUCAAAAUCCCAGGCAUGUUCUGGAAGCAAAUCUGUCUCUUAGGCACCUUGUACCAGUCUCUGUCAUCCCUUCGGCCCCCUCUCCCUCUCCUUCAUCCCUGUAUCACUCUCCCUCUACUUCCGCUCAGGCAAGAUCCAUCUCCCUGCAAGAUGUUCCCAAGGGAGCGAGGCUCGAGGCACGUAGCGUGGCCGCCCAGCGGCCAAGCAUCCUUCGCACGGCCGAGCAGCUUGCUCUGGAGACGCAAGGCUAUCAAAAAGCAAGAGGAGCAGCCGCUAGAAUUACUGCUGCUUCUCUCAGAUAAAAGUGGAUGGAAAAGUCCACCUUUUGAUACCCCUGUCAAGAAGAUGCAUAGUGGGAGGGGGUCCAGCUUUCCAUGCUGAGCCUUGUUAACACCCCCUGCAGCAACAGAGUGCGUUUGCUCUCACAGGCACCCUAUUAAGUAAGAGCUUAUUCUACUGCCUUUCAAGGAGUCACUUCAAAUGUCAAGGAAAGCAGAAUUUAAUCUAGCGAUUAGCUGUGAAAGUUUCCGCCUCCAAGCCCAUGUCACCACACAGCACUGCUGGCAAAAUUCAUCAGGAUAUAGCUGCGUUAUUCCAGUAAAGUGAAUUACUUUUUCGAGCGGACAAUGCCAGAAAAUAUAGAAGAGUGCUGCUAAUGUGUACACUCUAAUAUAUCCAGCGGGUGAUAAAUCACAUCCAGCUCGAGCCAGACGAGCUCACAUUGGAAAUGGGAAGUUUGCCUGUUUGUUUUAAGCUGUUGGAUACAUGCCCAAUGCGAUUCUGUUCACAACGCAAAUUGAUCAACCUCCUGUUCAGCAUUUCAAGGGCUUAGCGGGACCUUUGAUUGCAUUUUUUUUAAGUAAACAAAGGAAAUAUGGAGAAUAAAAGUAAUCAACAUGGCUGCAAUAAAGGAAAUGAUAUGAGAGGAAUGGAUUUCCGUGACACAGAGCAAUGCUUCCUGAAGAGAAGGUUUUUUUUCUCUCUCUAGCUCCAAGGAUUAUAUUUUCUGUGAUGGCCCAAGAUAUGGCCAAUGAAGGCAGCAUACUAUAUUUUAUUUUAAACGAGCAGUUGCAGUGCCAUUAUUCCAAUACAUUUCAGAGGAGCUGCUGCUUGUCGCGUCUGCAGUGACUUUUAGGACGAGAUAGACCCUGUGGGAUGAGCGGCGCGAGCCACCCUGCUUCAGUGCCCUCUCCAGAGCUACCCAAGCAAUGUCACCCGACUCCGUGCGGCUGAGGCUGUCCAGGACAUGAGCUUCAGAUGGUGUUGAAAAGAUAUGUGUCGAGUUAAGUGAGAAGGUUUAAAUACAGGGUGGUCUCUGAAAUCCAGUACAGUAGCUAACUAGCAACAGCGGCUAAACAACAACCCCAUCUUCCAUAGCUCACAGGUUUAUGUUGGCUUUGCUGUAGCAACUCCUUAUCUUUCCAGAGAUUAGAGCAUUUUAGAUCAGUUGUUGUGAGAUUUGGUGGAAUCCAUUUCCUGAGCUGUCACCGCUGGCUAAUCAGGCAAAGUCAAAAUACAAAGAGAGUGGGAAAGUGAAAGCAGUUAUUGCAAUAAUGAAUGUGCUCUAUUAGCUUUUAUCGUUACCAGAUUUUACAUGUCUGGCACAAGAUACAGAUAUGGAGAGCCUUGCAGGCUGAAAUGUAAGCCGUCGAGGCUGUGAGCAGAGCUAGU